AAAAGAGACCAUAAAAGUUUUAAAAUGAAAUGUAAAGGCUCAAUCCAUAUACAUGUUGAUAUAGGGGACCAAAAUUUAAAUUCGGACAAAUGUAAGAGACUAUUUAUACAGUUUAGUCUUUUAAGAUUACUCAGUUGCAGACAGUUAUCCUUUUUUCUGCAAUGUCAUCUCUCACCCUCAAUAGAAUAUUUGCCUUUCAGGCUGGAAGGGCUACAGAACACAUAAUCCCCUCUCAUUUGCUUGGGACUAAGCUAAAACUAAGUCAUGACUCAUGAGGGAAAAUGCUAAUUCCUCAGUUUCCCCUAAUCUAUGGUAACAAAUCUAUGAAUAAAUGGGAAAAUCUCUCUGAAGUUAACAGAACAGUUAAUGUUGCGAAAGGUAGCUGACUAUAAUUGCCACAACCCAACUUCCACCAACCUCAGUUAAGAAUUGGGUUGAUGUUUAUAUAUGCAUUUCAGGGAGUGAUAAGCAAGCUAGAAGUUCCAAAUCUCAGAACUUAUUAAUCAAAGACAGCUGUGGCCGCAACCUUAUUUUGACUCAUCUGUGAUCUGUCAAAGAUAGAACACUAUACAGCAGCACCACAAGGAGGAAACAGAAAACAAUAGAAUAAACCAAUUGAACAAAAAACAGAAACACACAUUCUCAAUUGGCUAAAAGAUAAUACAAGUCACUGUUGCAUCUAAAGAUUCUGAAUAAUAAACAAUUUAACAAUCACAUCUAAAAUCCCACUUACAAGAAGUCUAAGUAUAACAGAAGAAGUGGGAAGAAAAAAAGAUAAUCCUACCAUUAUCAACUAAACAAACCAUUAAAAAUUGGAAAAUGGACAAGAAUCAUGAUUAAUUAAUAUACACUACAACAACAACAUUUGGCCACCCCACUUUAGCUUUCAUCAGGAGAGACAAAACUUUCCCCUCCUACACUCAAUGUACCAUCAUCACAACAUUCUAGAACUCUAAAACAGUGCUGGUUCCGAUUUCCAGCCAAGUUUUUGCUAGUUAAGUGGGAAGAGGAGUGAUUGUAAUCAAAUUUUUUCUUACUCUACUCAUGAGUUAUGAGUAAAUUAUCCAGCAAAAAGGGACAAAGUGUGCCAUCAACUAGCAAAAACUUAGCUGGAUGCCUGGAUAGAUAAAUAGCUGUCCCCCAAAAUAAUUAUAAACAAUUAAUGACUAGAACAGAUAUUCUUUCCCCAUUUUGACACUCCCAAUACUAUCAAACUAUUUUACUACUAUCAAAACCCUAAGAAAAAUAUAAAUAAUAAUUUGUUGCCUGAAGAGUAGUGACUUGAAUACUCCAUUAUCUGAGCCUUCUUCAGAUAUGGCAUCCAAAGCAAUUACAGGCCUUGGGAAGGAACGAACAGUAACCAAAUGGUCGAUUUGGGAUGUUGCAGCUGAUGGCAUAGCAGCAAGGAGUUGGUACACAAUAGGCUCCUUUAGCACCACAGCAAGUGCAUAAUGCACAAAUCUGGAAACUCCCUAGCUUCCUCCUGGUCUCAUUCAACAUUAGCACCAUUUCCUUUCCGGGCUCAAUUACCGGCACCAGUUCCUCCACCUCCUCAGCCAUCCCAUUUUUCACUGCCUCCACUGACUCAUUUGCCUGCGCAAUUCAUCAAACAAGUAUAAUGAACAAUAAGCAACUCUCCAAGUUUCAAUCUUUUUCAUCAAUGGAAGGAAAAGGGUAGCAAUAAAUUGAUUAAAUAAACACAAUCUGCACAAGAAAAGUUCUGGGAUCUAUGAAAUCUGAACAAAUGAAGCAGGAACUUGAACUUACAUAAGAGUGGUAUCUGGAGAAGCUCAGUAGCAGCAACAUGAAGGCAGGAAACAGAACCCUUUUAAGGAAAGAAGGCAUCUUUUUAGUAUCUUGUACCAAGAAAUGUAGAGUAACUACUAAUCCAAAGAUGUAGGCUUUGGAAAACAAAACCCAAAGUUGGAAGAUGGUGGAUGAACACUACUACUACUCCUACUAGUACUUCUAGUAGAGCUAAUGAUGAGUUGUAUUGCCAAUUUGCCACUACUCUAAGCUACACAACCGAUAGUGAUAAAACUACAACUGCAGUAAUGAGAUUGGUGGGAGGAUGAGGUUUAUGACGCAGGAGUUGGAUUGUUUGGAGAGGUCCCUGAUUUGGUGUGAUUGUCUCAUAAAGAAAGUGGUUUGGAGUGGAUAGGAAUGUGGGGGGGUUUUAAAUGAUGGCUGUCUGAACUGUCAAUAAGUGUUCAAAAUCCUAAUGGAGAAAAAUAAAAAAUCAACAAACACCCUUUUGAGUUGAUUGGAUGAAUCCUUUAGAUUUGGAGAAAUCCAAGUGUGAUUUAAGAAGAAGAGAAUGAGAGAAAAAAGAGAAGUUGGGGUUUUUGGUGUAAAAAUGAGAUGAGUGCAGUGCAGAAAAGCUGAACAAACUACAAAAUGACAAAUUUCCUUUUCCCUUUACUCAUCAAGGAGGAUGGAUGUGGAAGCGAUGAGUGGAAGUGUGAACUUCCUUUGUUAUAAUUGCUUUUAACUUUUUUUUUCAACAAAAAUAAAUUGAGGAAUUCUCCAAAAUUACAUACAUCAACCUAAAACUAAAAGGACAAACACUGCAAUGUCACGUGGUAGCGUGGUAACUUGAAUUUGUUCAUCUAUCAAGGUUGAAAUUUUGCUUCCCGUGUCAAUGGAGGAUGAUAUUUUUUUUGCCUCACUGGACAUAAAAUGUGAAUUAUUUUGUCCUUCCGGAGUUCAAACAUUAUUAAGUGACUCUUUUUUCUCUCAAAAAAAUAAUUAUCAUAUUUGGUUUAAGUAAAUAUAUAUAUAUAUAUAUUGAGACGGGAGGACUGAAUGAAUUUCACUUUUGAUUAAAUUUUGGAUUACUUUUUUCCAUGUAGAAAUGGAUUAAUGUGACAUAUUAUAUACAUGCAUGUUAAAAACCUACACUAAAAGAUUGUUUAAACCCAUCUUGUCCAUAAAAAGCACAUAUACGCAGUAGAAUUUUGUGAAUAUAUCUACUACAAUUAGUUUGUGUUGUGAAUGAAUGUCAUAUAAUUAACUGAAAAAACACAAUAGUGUAUGUGUAACUUGUAAGGGCUGAAUUUACUUUUCUUUUUAAUUUAUAUUUUCAUACAACUAAAUUACAUCUUUCAUGUGUCUAUAAAUCAUUGCACUAGACAAAAUUGCAAUCAAACUAGUAAGUCUCUUAUCAUAACCGCAAUCAAAAUUGUAAUAUGAAAAAGCAAAAAAGAAAGAAAAAGGAGGUGUCAAAUGUAAAAAUGGAAUUUAAAGUUUAUUUCGGGGAGAAGAAAAGUAAAAAAGAAAAAAAAAACCUGGAUGGGGCCCAGCUAUUAACACGUUAUAUGAAGGGUUCAAUCUGAUUUGACCGUUUCCCGGCAAGAGCGGCGAAUUCAUGAUGGCGAAGCAGAGAGGCAGCGGUGGUGUUGGUAGCCGCGUCGGCGGCGGCGCCGGAAGAAGAGAUUACGGCUCCCCUUCGCCGCUCACUCGAGCUGUUAACUCAGUUAUGGCUUUCGUUCGAUUUGCUGAGUUCGAAAUCCUCUUCGUGCUUUUCUUCGUCAUCGCUUAUAUCAUCUUCAAAGAUCUCACCUCAAGACCGGAAUAUAAUCAAAUCCUUGUAAAGAAACCUGGUGGACCUGAUUGGUGGCCUUACUAGCACGCGGCUCGAAAUGUAGAACUUGUCUGAAAUAUAUUACAGUCACCACUUCUUGUAUUUGUUACUAUCAAAGUCUUUGUAUGUCCUCGUCCGGUGAUGGGGAUUGGGGGCCUUUGUUGAACUUAACAACCUCAUCUUCGUGUGCAGAGUUGCAAGAAAGGUUCAAUGUGUUAACUGGUUAGCUACUUUUUUUUUUAACUAUUUUUUUUUUAAAAAAUAAAAAGAUUAAAAAAAAUGUACCAUAUCGCAUAUUCCUCCGUGCUAUAAUGAUUGUCCAUAUUUCUAUUCGUUUUAUAUCUUUUAAACGAUCCUGCUAACAGGAAGUUUUCUCAUUAUUUUUUUCAUAAACUUAUCUUUCUUUACCGUCUUUCUAUAUACCUUGUGUAAUGUUUCCUUAAAAGUUUGUUCGUAU
Messenger RNA from Oldenlandia corymbosa var. corymbosa, 4040 nucleotides. NCBI's taxonomy places the organism in Eukaryota, Viridiplantae, Streptophyta, Magnoliopsida, Gentianales, Rubiaceae. The record is from the annotation of a GenBank genome assembly.